CCCUUUUGGUUAUAGUGUUGACACUAUAACUCCAUCCACCGACUUUGAUUUCUCUUAUUAUAUAAGUUCGAUCGAUAACCCUAGAAUUUUGGAUUUACCUUCUUUUGAUUGAUUUCUCAGCGAUGUCUGCAGAAGUCGAGAUGGCUCCCGCCGAUGAAGGAUCAACCGUUGCCGUGCCUUCAUGCUGUUCUUCUACGAAGAAACCCAAGCGUUUUGAGAUCAAAAAGUGGAACGCUGUCUCUUUAUGGGCUUGGGAUAUUGUUGUAGACAACUGUGCUAUUUGCAGGAACCAUAUCAUGGACCUCUGCAUCGAAUGUCAAGCUAAUCAAGCUAGUGCCACUAGCGAGGAGUGCACUGUUGCCUGGGGUGUAUGUAAUCAUGCCUUCCACUUUCACUGCAUUAGUCGAUGGCUCAAAACCCGUCAAGUGUGCCCAUUAGAUAACAGUGAGUGGGAGUUUCAGAAGUAUGGUCACUAGAGGAUUCAAUACAUUGCAACAGAGAAAGAUCAUUCUAUGGCACUUAUAUUACAUGACUCAGAGAGUAGUGAAACUCUCUAUUUUCAGUGCUUUUUUGUGUGUGGCACUACAAAUCUGAUACUUCUUUUUAUUGGGAUGAUAUUUAUUAGAAAGCUGGUAUUCAAAUUGCACAUAUGAUGUGAUUUUGAACUUCUGUUAUUGUUUUACUGUGAAUGUAAAACCUGUCUUGCUGUUGA
Solanum dulcamara is the source of this 712-nucleotide messenger RNA. RefSeq lists its product as uncharacterized. Gene Ontology annotation, biological process: protein ubiquitination; ubiquitin-dependent protein catabolic process. The record is from RefSeq and is a predicted model, not a curated record. Gene Ontology annotation, molecular function: ubiquitin protein ligase activity; cullin family protein binding; zinc ion binding. Lineage: Eukaryota; Viridiplantae; Streptophyta; Magnoliopsida; Solanales; Solanaceae. Gene Ontology annotation, cellular component: cullin-RING ubiquitin ligase complex; nucleus. The transcript is spliced from 5 exons. The coding region runs from base 123 to 476 and encodes 117 amino acids.